AUGACCGCGGAUAAAAAGAAAGCUGUUUCUGAUAAUGAAGAAACCUUUACGUCUAAGAUACUUCGGUUUUGGGAAAACUGUAAAUGGAUUAUAUCCCCGGCUAGUAGGCGCAAGAACAAUCUCCCAGCAGAAAAGGUAAAGAAACCGAACCUAUUUGGGUGGACAAGGAAACUUCUUAAAGAGCGUAUAUUCGGGCAGACACGCAACCGUAAUGCUGGUACGGAGGCACUGACUUCAGAAGACUGCCCAAAGAGCAGUUCCGCGAAAAGCGAGAAACUUGGUCUAAGUACACAAGCUCUUCGACUUAAACUCCGUGAACAUUCGGAUCAACAUGAACCGGAAGUUCCCGUCUCGAUAUCCAGUCUUCUAAAUGGAAGACACUUCGGUAAAGCAGAGCAAAUAUUCAGGAGGCUCGGCAAUGAAUCCAAUCCGGGUGAGCGCGACGGGAGACGCUUAUCUGUACCCGUUAAUCUAGAUUGUCACGAGCUGAACAGCGAUGAUACCUCAACUCCCUUCACGACACUUUCGCAUUCAAACAGUCCUUGCUGUUCAGCUCUAAGCACCAGCGGCUAUCAGACCCCCACGUCAUGCAGAUGCACGCACUGGAACGUCUAUCCGGCCAAACAUUUUCGAAGGAGUUUCUAUUCACAAGGGUCGCGUCUAUCGUCCACUGAUGGCGGUAAGGCUAAUCUGAAUACCGAGAAUAGCCCAGAGUCACCAGAAAGACUACUACACCGAAACUGCCCCUUUAAAACCAGCUGGCACGAAGAUGCUGACUCCUUCCGCAAAAAAUCCAGUAGGCGUCGUCUAGAUAGCGGCACGUCUCGCCGGCACACACGCGGCCAGCGGUCGUUUCAUUGUCAUCGGUUUGGCUGUACCUCUUUCCCGUUAACUCUAAAGAAACGAGAUGUCCUCUGUACAUGCCAGUUAGAUUACUUAGGCUUUAAUAAUCACUUGUGCUCAGCUAACUCCACAUUCUGUUGGAAGUCGCGGUCAUAUUCACCUGUUUGUCCGCGAGUUACACAUGGAAACUCUAACGCCACUUACUGCAUAAAUACUCCUGACGAUAAACAAACUCCGCCUUCAAACGACUGUCUUGGGUGUCAUUGUUUCUGUCAUGGGCGUCUCUCAAAGCCGGAGCAUUUUUGGCAAGAGCAUCGCAUCCUUAAAUGUUCCUCUCGGAACUCUGACACGUCAACUGGAAAAAGUAUUUUGAGGCGUGACGUAGGUACAUCGACCGCUGAUCUGAUUGAAACUGGAAAUAUCCAACUGAGUAAAGAAUUGUCAGUAGAUAAAAUCUGCAACACCAGAGAACCUCUCUCGAAACGAGAUCUCGGAUUCGAACCCGCGUUCAGCUCCUCGAAACAAACCCUUCAACAGAACACCAGCUCUCUUCAUAGAGCUAAGACGGGAAGCCGCACUUCGGAAAUUCUUCAAUCUAGUGAUCUUUAUAAAGACUGUUCUAGAAGUCUAAACACUGCAAACUCGUCUAGGAAAGCCGUUGCCGACAAAGUAAAAUUCCAAUUCAUGCCUUCAAGUGAUGAAAAACGCACCGAGGCACAUGGAAUAACUCCUUUCAAAUACGAGAACACUGGCGAACUUAAUUUCUCAAAUUUGCACUCCGUUUCAUGUCCCCUUCCUGCGCAUCAGCUGGAAUCCCUGACACCAGAUGCUAAUGAGAUAGUUCAACCCUUGCCAGGAUACAGUACGCUCUCUGAAGGCCUGGUGCCAAAAUCUCAAAAUGUUCACCCGAUUACGAAAAAUGCGGCACACGACACUGUCACUGAAACUAAUUCAAACUCAAGACGACCGCUUGACAUCGGUCACGAAAAACUUAAGAUUGAGGAUGAAAAUGGCCAACUUUCUGACGACUGUCGUGUGAGGCGGCGUCUUAAAGCGGCUGCUAUUCUCAAUAACUGGGCUGAUAUUUCUAAGCUGAAGACUGAAGGUCUCGCCAGUCAUGGCAGCUCGAACCAGAAAGCUGCUUGUGGAUCGGUUCUUGACUUCAGAUACGGUAGUUUUAAUAAAAGCAUGUCUCGCUGCCGCAGCUUAAAAUCUAAACCAGAGCUGGGAGCACUGGAAACACUAGCUCGGUAUUUUGCCUCUACGCCAAAAAGGGAAGGUUCGCAAAUGAAAGAAAAAUGUCCCCCAUGUGCUUCUAGAAAUCUUUUGAACGUAGCCGAAGAGACCACGACCUUCACAAACGCAACUAAGUUCCCUGAUCUUGCAGCCUGUUCUAAAAGCAAAAACCAAACUCUUCCUGGAGAGUCAGCAACCACUGCCUUCUCGGAUUGUUCACGCUUUCAAUAUCCAUCAAAUCUGGCUCAUUAUACAUCGAGCGACAUUUUCCCUCGGCCAAGUUUCGAAAAAACAUUAAGUCUGAGUGAUCCUGCUUCUCAGACUAACCAAAAUACAAACGUUUCCUUAAAACAAAUUCCGACCGACAAUAAUUCAUUAGUGUCGGAGUCACAGAACCGAAUACCAUGGUUCGCGAUGAACUUGACAAGCUGCUCGAAAAUUUCCAAUACUGGUUAUUGUUCAGCUUCUCUUAACGCUGAUGAAUCGGAGUCUAGAAUUAUCGAUAAUCCAAAAGCUUCAGUGUCCAAUGGCUUAAAGUUUCGUAGGAGUUCUUUAUCUACAAGAUUUUCCAUUCACGGUGACUUUAAAAGCGACGAACACGAGACUUCGUAUUUCCCGAAUUCGGACAAUGACGUUUUUGAUACGGAAUCUUACAAGUAUGACUACCUUCCUUUACAUCAGCUGGAAGAAACGCUUCCUUUUCCAGUUAUUUAA
This is a messenger RNA of Acanthosepion pharaonis, 2793 nucleotides long. The record is from the annotation of a GenBank genome assembly. NCBI's taxonomy places the organism in Eukaryota, Metazoa, Mollusca, Cephalopoda, Sepiida, Sepiidae.